CUGAGAGCAACGACAGGAAGAGUGAAAGGAUUCCUGAGGCGAAAGAGACGGAGAGCAAUGAGGAGAAAGACAGCGUGAAACUUGGAACAGUGCUGUGCUGAUGGUGGUGCUGUCGGAGUUAGCAGUGAUGCAGCAGCGCUUAUGCAGCAGCACUUUACUAAUUUAGUCUGUCCAGUUCUCUCUCCUUCUCAUCUCUACACUCUGCUCAAACACAUCCGCUUCAACUAAUUCCACACUAAUACUGUCACUGUUAUCGCACUUGUCACCUUGUACAUCACCGAGUCGAGUCUCUGCGUCAUGUAGCUGCAGUGCAUUCUGGGACUUUGAGUCCUGAGCUCACUUCAAUGGCUGCAAAACUCCUAGGCUGAGUUUCUCUUUAAUAUGGUGUUGAAUGUUGCUGGAAAAUAAAAUGUGAUAAAAGGAGUUUUGGUUUGAGGAGAUAACCGUGAAACUGUAACUUUUUUUUCCCCCCUCCUUUUUUGUUCUAUUAAACUCUGGUGUAACUGCACAAACAACAACAAACACAAUAACACUGUCCCCUUGUGACAUCACAGUGAAACAACCACUAACUUCUCAGAGAUAUGGAAGAUACAGUGUCGUGCAACAUACGACUACUUGAAUCACUAAACACAGCAUUAGUCCAGUCUGUACAUUUCAGGUGUUUCAGGGCAGAGUUUAACUUUAGUGUAGUUUCUCAGAGUGACUGGAAUUAAGGUAAACGAUGUGAAGAAUAAAUCAUGUGUCUGUCAUUUACUAUCACUAAAACAUUUACAGUAAAAACCUUCCUAAACAUGUUCCUCAGAAAGCAGAGACAACUUGGAGACCUCGUCUGUGGUGGGAUGGGGUCGUGUCACGCAGUUUGUCCAGAUGCUCGGCAAAACUCCAGACAGCCAGACUCUGAGUCUGAGCCACUGUGACCUCACAGCCACGGACAUCAUGGAGCUCGGAACCUUGCUGCCGUUCCUGACCCAGCUGGAGGUGAUGGAUCUCUCCUGGAAUGAUCUACUCGGAGGUUCUCUUAAAGCGCUGAGCUUCUACAUGCAGCACGUCGGCAAGCUGAAGGUUCUGAAACUGAGCGGCUGCAGACUCACGGCUGAAGAUCUCGGAGCUCUGGGAGAGAGACUGAAUUGUGUUCCCUUGUUGGAGAUACUGGAUUUGUCCUGGAACACUGGGAUUGGGGGAGGAAAUCUUCAUUUUCUAACCGAGCAUCUCCACUUCAUCAGUUCUCUGAGGGAGCUUCACCUGCUCGACUGCCGGCUUUCGGAGACCGACAGUGUGGCACUGGCUGAAGCACUUUUACUGUUGCCGUGUCUGGAGGUUUUGGAUUUGUCCAAUAACAAACUGCUGGUGAGGGCUUUGGAGAACAUUGGCUCCUCUCUGAGCUCCACUCCACAGCUGAAGACUCUGAAGAUGAGCAGCUGUGGACUGAAUCAGGAAAGUCUUGUUAUCCUGGGAGAGAAAAUGAAAUUCCUCGUGGGUUUGGAGCACCUGGACAUGUCGUGUAAUAAAGAGUGUGGAGGUGGUUUCAGUGCGAUGGCGUCCAGUUUGUCUUUCCUCACACACCUGAAAAGUUUGGACCUGCACACGUGCUGUCUGACGGAGCAGGACGCUCAGACGCUAGUCCAGGUUAUUCCUGCUCUGACUGAGCUCUCUGAACUUGAUCUGUCUUGUAACAAAAGUAUUGGCACCGCGCUCCAGGCUCUUUUCCCUGUCCUUCCCCGGUCCAAGGUGAAGACGCUUCAACUGAGUAACUGCAGUCUGAGUCCUGAGGCCUGUCACGCUUUAGCUGCCAUCAUGCCGUCACUCUCACAGCUGCAGAGUCUCAGUGUGUCGUGGAAUAAAAGUGUUGGUGAAAAUCUACAGCAGUUUGUGGAGCAUCUUCCGGUUGAGUGUAAACUGGAGGAACUGAAGCUGAGCAGCUGUGACCUGAACACGGACGACCUGCUACACUUGCAAUCUGCAUGUAAACGUGGCGCCUUGUCCCAUCUGAAGCUUUUAGACGUUUCGUAUAAUGGCCGUGUGGGAGACACCGGCUGGGUCUCACUCUUCAGAGAAGCAGGAGGGCUGAAGCAGCUGCAGGAGCUGGACGUCAGCCUGCGUCCUGACACCUGUCUGUCUGCGUCUGUGUGGAUGUCGGCUAUAAUGGACGCUCUUCCUCAGCUGUCAUCACUCCGGCGUGUGUCUAUGCAGCGCUGGACUCUCAGCUCAGAGGAGAGACAGAAACUAGAGAAGAGCCUGAAGAAGAAGAACAUCAUGCUGGAAAGUGAUGAAGUGAGAGUACAAAACGUCACAGGUUAACCUGUUUACUGUGACACGCCCUCAGACUACACUCCCAGUGCAAUGUGGACUGAUUUCCUAUUGGAUUAUUAAAGCUUAGUCACUCGUGAAAUCUACACUACAGUAAAUUAUUGCAAUACAACACUACAGUGGACUUAGUUUAUUUGCGAUGCUACACUUCACUCUUUCCCUGUACUAAACUAUACUACAGUACACUGUGCUGCACCGUACCGUACCAUGACAAACUACAACCCCGAUUCCAAAAAAGUUGGGACAAAGUACAAAUUGUAAAUAAAAACGGAAUGCAAUAAUUUACAAAUCUCAAAAACUGAUAUUGUAUUCACAAUAGAACAUAGACAACAUAUCAAAUGUCGAAAGUGAGACACUUUGAAAUUUCAUGCCAGCAACACAUCUCAAAAAAGUUGGGACAGGGGCAAUAAGAGGCUGGAAAAGUUAAAGGUACAAAAAAGGAACAGCUGGAGGACCAAAUUGCAACUCAUUAGGUCACUUGGCAAUAGGUCAUUAACAUGACUGGGUAUAAAAAGAGCAUCUUGGAGUUGCAGCGGCUCUCAGAAGUAAAGAUGGGAAGAGGAUCACCAAUCCCCCUAAUUCUGCGCCGACAAAUAGUGGAGCAAUAUCAGAAAGGAGUUCGACAGUGUAAAAUUGCAAAGAGUUUGAACAUAUCAUCAUCUACAGUGCAUAUCAUCAUCAAAAGAUUCAGAGAAUCUGGAAGAAUCUCUGUGCGUAAGGGUCAAGGCCGGAAAACCAUUCUGGGUGCCCGUGAUCUUCGGGCCCUUAGACGGCACUGCAUCACAUACAGGCAUGCUUCUGUAUUGGAAAUCACAAAAUGGGCUCAGGAAUAUUUCCAGAGAACAUUAUCUGUGAACACAAUUCACCGUGCCAUCCGCCGUUGCCAGUUAAAACUCCUAUAGUUCAAAGAAGAAGCCGUAUCUAAACAUGAUCCAGAAGCGCAGACGUCUUCUCAGGGCCAAGGCUCAUUUAAAAUGGACUGUGGCAAAGUGGAAAACUGUUCUGUGGUCAGACGAAUCAAAAUUCGAAGUUCUUUAUGGAAAUCAGGGACGCCGUGUCAUUCGGACUAAAGAGGAGAAGGACGACCCAAGUUGUUAUCAGCGCUCAGUUCAGAAGCCUGCAUCUCUGAUGGUAUGGGGUUGCAUUAGUGCGUGUGGCAUGGGCAGUUUACACAUCUGGAAAGACACCAUCAAUGCUGAAAGGUAUAUCCAGGUUCUAGAGCAACAUAUGCUCCCAUCCAGAUGACGUCUCUUUCAGGGAAGACCUUGCAUUUUCCAACAUGACAAUGCCAAACCACAUACUGCAUCAAUUACAGCAUCAUGGCUGCGUAGAAGAAGGGUCCGGGUACUGAACUGGCCAGCCUGCAGUCCAGAUCUUUCACCCAUAGAAAACAUUUGGCACAUCAUAAAACGGAAGAUACGACAAAAAAGACCUAAGACAAUUGAGCAACUAGAAUCCUACAUUAGACAAGAAUGGGUUAACAUUCCUAUCCCUAAACUUGAGCAACUUGUCUCCUCAGUCCCCAGACGUUUACAGACUGUUGUAAAGAGAAAAGGGGAUGUCUCACAGUGGUAAACAUGGCCUUGUCCCAACUUUUUUGAGAUGUGUUGUUGUCAUGAAAUUUAAAAUCACCUAAUUUUUCUCUUUAAAUGAUGCAUUUUCUCAGUUUAAACAUUUGAUAUGUCAUCUAUGUUCUAUUCUGAAUAAAAUAUGGAAUUUUGAAACUUCCACAUCAUUGCAUUCCGUUUUUAUUUAAAAUUUGUACUUUGUCCCAACUUUUUUGGAAUCGGGGUUGUACAUCUCAGUUUUGGAGGGUGAUGGAAUGAAACUAAUUGCACUGGUGAUCUAAGAACAUCAUAUUUUUGGGCAAAAAAAUUCAGCGUUCUCAAGUUCACACAGUGCAUUAGGACGGCUGAGGCUAAUGUAGGCGUGUAUUUAGUUUCGUAUGAUCACACUUCACAACUGAGGUCUGUUCCUUCUCUUGUCUAUUACAUUACACUCAAGAAACUCUACAGGUUUACGGUAAACAUUUGCAGGUUGAUAUCAAUUAAAUUGCAUGUAACUAAUGUAUUAGUCGUGAGUAUUGUUUACAUGCGUAUCAAAGAUGAUUUCGUUGGCUACCAAAUUUCUAUAUGUAAAUAUUAAUUCAGUAUACU
Neoarius graeffei (lesser salmon catfish) is the source of this 4463-nucleotide messenger RNA. RefSeq names its product leucine rich repeat containing 31 (gene lrrc31). The record is from RefSeq and is a predicted model, not a curated record. The coding region runs from base 868 to 2298 and encodes 476 amino acids. Lineage: Eukaryota; Metazoa; Chordata; Actinopteri; Siluriformes; Ariidae. Gene Ontology annotation, molecular function: protein binding. The transcript is spliced from 9 exons.